Messenger RNA from Eurypyga helias (sunbittern), 980 nucleotides. RefSeq names its product poly(rC) binding protein 3 (gene PCBP3). The record is from RefSeq and is a predicted model, not a curated record. Gene Ontology annotation, biological process: regulation of RNA metabolic process; regulation of gene expression. NCBI's taxonomy places the organism in Eukaryota, Metazoa, Chordata, Aves, Eurypygiformes, Eurypygidae. The transcript is spliced from 12 exons. Gene Ontology annotation, cellular component: nucleus; cytoplasm. Gene Ontology annotation, molecular function: mRNA binding. The annotation marks the transcript as partial.
AUGGAAUCGAAGGUCUCUGAAGGCGGCCUGAACGUCACCCUCACCAUCCGGCUGCUGAUGCACGGCAAGGAGGUUGGAAGCAUCAUUGGAAAGAAAGGAGAGACUGUGAAGAAGAUGCGUGAGGAGAGCGGGGCGAGGAUCAACAUCUCGGAGGGGAACUGCCCUGAGCGAAUUGUGACCAUCACCGGCCCCACUGAUGCCAUCUUCAAGGCUUUCGCCAUGAUCGCCUACAAAUUUGAGGAGGACAUAACCAACUCAAUGAGCAACAGCACUGCUACCAGCAAACCUCCGGUGACGCUGAGACUGGUCGUGCCAGCUAGUCAGUGCGGCUCGCUGAUCGGCAAAGGAGGCUCCAAAAUCAAGGAAAUCAGGGAGUCAACAGGUGCUCAGGUUCAAGUGGCGGGGGACAUGCUGCCCAACUCCACGGAGCGGGCGGUGACAAUCUCGGGGACACCCGACGCAAUUAUCCAGUGUGUCAAACAGAUCUGUGUGGUGAUGCUGGAGUCCCCACCAAAAGGUGCCACCAUUCCCUACCGCCCAAAGCCCGCCUCCACCCCUGUCAUUUUUGCAGGUGGUCAGGCCUAUACAAUUCAGGGACAAUACGCUAUUCCACACCCGGAUUUGACCAAGCUCCACCAGUUGGCUAUGCAGCAAACCCCCUUUACUCCCCUUGGACAGACCACCCCCGCUUUCCCUGGAGAAAAGCUGCCCUUACAUUCCUCCGAAGAAGCUCAAAAUCUGAUGGGCCAAUCAUCAGGUUUGGAUGCCAGUCCCCCGGCCAGUACUCAUGAACUCACCAUUCCCAAUGAUCUAAUAGGCUGCAUAAUCGGACGCCAAGGGACCAAAAUCAAUGAAAUUCGGCAGAUGUCGGGAGCACAGAUCAAAAUCGCCAAUGCCACGGAAGGGUCAUCGGAGCGCCAAAUUACCAUCACAGGAACCCCUGCAAACAUCAGCCUCGCGCAGUACCUCAUCAACGCCAG